GUGGCGCAUGCGCGCGGGCCUCGCGCUCUCCUGCGGCUGCGUCGGGCCGCGUCGGGCGGAGCAGGAGCAGGAGCCGGAGCGGGCCUGGAGGGCGCCGGUCGAGGGAACCCAGCUGUCGCUUAGCAGGCCCGGCAGGGAAACUGGAUCAGAGCUGCCAAGUGAUAGAGUUGGGAUGUGGACUCAAGCUUUCUGGCUCCAGACCUGGGCUCUUUGCCUUUAAGUCAUAAGGCCUAGUGCACUGGACUCAACAGUAUUCAAGCACAAAAUUCUGCCUGAUGUCAAAAUGUAGGCUCUUCCCACAGAACAAGUACAAGGAAAUGAGUGUUUCCAGGCCCCAGCAAUCUUACAGUCCAGCUGAGGUGACAGUAUAAUACGAAACGGCAUGGAAAGGCGGGGCCUAAUUUAGACGUAAAAUACAUGGUGGGGACCAAGUCCUGUUGGAGUUCACAAGGGCCGGGCUUUGGACUCUUUGAACCAGAUCCAGAAGAUUGGCUAGGAUUUGGGUCAGCAAGGGGAAAGCAUGCACGAGUGAGGAAAGUCUACGUUCACGGAGGUUGGUCUCCGCUGGGUUGGGAAGGAUGUAUUAGGGAACAGGAGAAAACUAGAUCAGCUUCGUGGGGAGAGUCUUCAACAAAAGUUUCAGCAGGAUAAGAAAAGCAAGAGAAAACGAUCCCGUAGAACUACACUAACCUGCACGAAGGCUGCUGCUGUACUACCGCUCCGCCUCCUACGUGUGGGAUUCUCACCGCCUGCUCCUACUCUCCCCCAUCAACGUGGAAGAGCAACAGAAACCUCACAGAUGCCUCUAGUAGAACUUGGGUUCCUUUGAUAACAGCAGGUGAUUCAAAUCCUUGAGGCCAAUAUCACCUAUGGCAGGCCUCUAGCUUUCUAGGGGCUCUAUCUGGUGAAUAAACUGGAAGGCAGAUCCCAUUCUCCAAACGUGUAGAGUUUCCAUUAGAGGUGUUUGGAAUUUUUGACUGUUAAGCACUGCCAUCUUCUUGCUUCUGUAAAAGAUACGUUCUCUUGGGAACAAUAACGCUCAUCAGCUCCCCCCAUCCCUCCACUCCAGGAUUUACGGGGACAAUGUAAGAGCCCUGGAUAUGGAAAAUGAGGAUGGUUGGAAAGCUGAGAAAAGGUAUCAGAAAGGAAGUAGAUAUGAAGACGACUCAAUGUAGAAUUUUUCUGACGACCUUCUGCUUUUUGCCUUGAAAGAAACCUGAAAUCUUACCAAUAGUGCUGCACAGCUAGAAAGAGGAAGUGUCUCCUGCUGAGUGUGCAAGAGGAAGCACAAGAAGAUUCUGAAGGCCUGUGAGCCGUAAUGACUGCUUUCACCCAUGAGCCAAUUGUAGAGGCAACAGGAAGACCAGCGCACCAACCAGGCUGGGUCCCUCCGCCCAGGGGGUGUCACCACCCAAGCUGAAAGUGUUUGGGGAGAUUAGGCAUCGCUGUCCGGAUACUCCUGUCUCUCGGUGGCCAUCAUGUCUUUGACCUCUGCCUACCAGCAUAAAUUGGCAGAGAAGCUCACCAUCCUGAAUGAUCGAGGUCAGGGGGUUCUCAUCCGCAUGUAUAACAUCAAGAAGACUUGUUCAGACCCCAAAUCUAAGCCACCUUUCUUACUGGAAAAGUCCAUGGAAUCUUCUCUCAAGUACAUCAACAAGAAAUUUCCCAACAUAGAUGUCCGAAACAGCACGCAACAUUUAGGACCAGUACAUCGGGAAAAAGCCGAGAUAAUUAGAUUCCUCACCAACUACUACCAGUCAUUUGUAGAUGUCAUGGAAUUUCGGGAUCAUGUAUAUGAACUUCUCAACACCAUUGACGCCUGCCAGUGCCAUUUUGAUAUUAAUCUCAACUUUGACUUCACUCAGAGUUACCUGGACUUGAUUGUGACUUACACCUCAGUUAUUUUACUUCUGUCACGGAUCGAGGACCGACGAGUACUCAUUGGCAUGUACAACUGUGCCCAUGAGAUGCUGCAUGGGCACAGUGACCCCAGUUUUGCGCGUCUGGGACAGAUGGUCUUAGAAUAUGACCACCCUCUGAAGAAGCUGACAGAAGAGUUUGGGCCUCACACAAAGGCUGUGAGCGAAGCCCUCCUCUCUUUGCAUUUCCUUUUCGUCCGGAGGAACCAGGGCGCUGAGCAGUGGCGCAGUGCCCAGCUUCUGAGUCUCAUCAGUACCCCUCCGGCUAUGAUUAACCCUGCUAAUUCAGACACAAUGGCCUGUGAGUACCUGUCUGUGGAAGUGAUGGAGCGCUGGAUUAUCAUUGGGUUUCUCCUUUGUAACGGGUGCCUCAACUCCAACAGCCAGUGCCAGAAGCUGUGGAAGCUGUGUCUGCAGGGCUCCCUGUACAUCACCCUCAUCCGAGAGGAUGUGCUACAAGUACACAAGGUCACCGAGGACCUGUUUAGCAGUUGGAAAGGGUAUGGCAAGAGAGUGGCAGACAUAAAGGAAAGCAAGGAACAUGUAAUUGCGAACAGUGGCCAGUUUCACUGUCAACGGCGCCAGUUUCUGCGGAUGGCAGUGAAGGAGCUGGAGACUGUGCUAACUGAUGAGCCAGGACUACUGGGUCCCAAGGCCCUUUAUGUUUUCAUGGCCCUGUCCUUCAUUCGUGAUGAGGUCACCUGGCUGGUUCGCCACACAGAAAACGUCACCAAGACAAAGACUCCUGAGGACUAUGCUGACUCGAGCAUUGCAGAACUGCUUUUCUUGUUGGAGGAAAUUAGGGCUCUGGUCCGAAGACACAUCAAAGUGAUACAGCAGUACCACCUUCAGUACCUGGCUAGAUUUGAUGCUCUUGUGCUGAGCGACAUCAUUCAAAACCUGUCUGUGUGUCCUGAGGAGGAGUCCAUUAUAAUGUCCUCAUUCGUCAGUACUCUCUCCUCUCUGAAUCUCAAACAAGUUGAUAGUGGAGAGAAAUUUGAAUUCUCUGGACUGAGGCUGGACUGGUUCCGUCUACAGGCAUAUACCAGUGUGGCUAAGGCUCCCCUGCACCUGCACGAGAACCCUGACUUAGCCAAGGUGAUGAACCUCAUUGUCUUUCACUCCCGAAUGCUGGACUCCGUAGAGAAAGUACUGGUGGAAACUUCUGACUUGUCUACUUUUUGCUUCCAUCUCCGUACCUUUGAGAAGAUGUUUACCAUGACCCUGGAGGAGCCUACCAUGUUGCGUUAUGCCAUUGCUUUCCCCCUGAUUUGUGCUCAUUUUGUCCACUGCACUCAUGAGAUGUGCCCAGAGGAGUACCCCCACCUGAAAAACCACAGCCUUCAUCACUGCAACUCCUUCCUGGAAGAGUUGGCCAAGCAGACCAGCAACUGUGUCCUGGAGAUCUGUGCUGAACAACGAAAUCUGAGCGAGCAGCUUCUACCUAAACACUGUGCCACUACCAUCAGCAAGGCCAAGAAUAAGAAAAUGAAGCAGAAGCAGACUCCCAGGAAAGGAGAGCCCGAGAGGGACAAGCCAGGAGCUGAGAGUCACCGGAAGAACCGCAGCAUUGUCACCAACAUGGACAAGCUUCACUUACACUUGACAGAAUUGGCGCUGACAAUGAAUCACGUGCACAGCUUCUCGGUGUUUGAACACACCAUCUUCCCUUCUGAGUAUCUCAGCAGCCAUCUGGAGGCCAGGCUCAACAGAGCCAUUGUGUGGCUGGCUGGCUACAACGCCGCAACCCAGGAGAUUGCAAGGCCUUCUGAGCUGUUGGCAGGAGUCAAGGCGUAUAUCAGCUUCAUACAGUCGCUGGCCCAGUUUGUGGGUGCCGAUGUUUCUAGAGUCAUCCGCAAUGCCCUCCUCCAGCAGACACAGCCACUGGAUUCGUGCGGGGAACAGACAAUCACCACGCUCUACACAAACUGGUACCUGGAGGGUCUGCUUAGACAGGCCAGCAGCGGGACCAUCACCCUGGCCCCAGCCAUGCAGGCCUUCGUCAGCCUGCCCAGAGAGGGGGAGCAGAACUUCAGCGCCGAGGAGUUCUCCGACGUCUCUGAGAUGCGGGCCUUGGCGGAGCUCUUGGGCCCCUAUGGCAUGAAGUUCCUGAGCGAGAACCUGAUGUGGCACGUGACCUCUCAGAUUGUGGAGCUGAAGAAGCUGGUGGUGGAAAACAUGGACGUGCUCGUUCAGAUCCGGUCCAACUUCAGCAAGGCGGACCUGAUGGCUUCCCUGCUGCCCCAGCUGACAGGGGCUGAUAACGUGCUGAAGCGCAUGACCAUCAUUGGGGUCAUCCUCACGUUCAGGGCCAUGGCCCAGGAGGGACUUCGGGAGGUGUUCUCCUCCCACUGCCCGUUCCUUAUGGGUCCCAUUGAGUGCCUGAAGGAGUUUGUCACCGCGGACACAGACAUCAAGGUGACCCUGAGUAUCUUCGAGCUGGCCUCUGCUGCAGGAGUGGGCUGCGACAUUGACCCAGCCCUGGUGGCUGCCAUCGCCAACCUGAAAGCUGAUACUUCAUCCCCCGAGGAGGAGUAUAAGGUGGCCUGCUUGCUCUUGGUCUUCCUGGCCGCUUCGCUCCCGCUCCUGGCCACCGACCCCGCUUCCUUCUUCAGCAUCGAGAAGGACGGUUACAACAACAACAUUCACUGCUUGACCAAAGCCAUCAUCCAGGUGUCCGCUGCCCUCUUCACGCUCUACAACAAGAACAUCGAGACGCACCUCAAGGAGUUUCUGGUGGUGGCCUCCGUCAGCCUCCUGCAGCUGGGCCAAGAGACCGACAAGCUGAAGACCAGGAAUCGGGAAUCCAUUUCUCUGCUCAUGCGCUUGGUGGUGGAGGAGUCCUCCUUCCUGACUCUGGACAUGCUGGAGUCCUGUUUCCCUUACGUCCUGCUUCGCAAUGCCUACCGGGAGGUGUCCCGGGCCUUCCUACCUGAACCGAGUGGCAGCCAGUACCCACUGAGGGGCCCUUCGGACCCCCUAACCCCGUGACACUAUAGCCGUUUAUUCGAGGGAUGGAUGGGCCCGGGAGCCAGAGCUGAGGAACGGACGACACGCGGGGGACAAUCCAGGGACGCGGGGACGCGGGGCAGGCUGGCCGGGGGUGCGGGUGGGGGGCGGUCUGCGGGAAAAGUCCGGGAAUUGGGGCCACGUGCGUGCAGUUUUGCCGCGAGAGGCACGAGCGACACACGGGUACGUUUGUUCUCUUGCGGUGACAAGCGCUUGAGCUGCGACCGGCACGGGUGUCUCGACCUUCAUCACCAUUCCGAGGAUGGUGCUGGCGGGCAGGGAUGAUCCAUCAUCAUAUUAAAGCAUAAUGAGCUUAUAAUCCUCCCACUGGA
Messenger RNA from Canis lupus familiaris (dog), 5260 nucleotides. It is a transcript of the gene NCKAP1L, whose product is annotated as NCK associated protein 1 like. Bases 1479 to 4910 code for a protein of 1143 amino acids. Lineage: Eukaryota; Metazoa; Chordata; Mammalia; Carnivora; Canidae. The transcript is spliced from 33 exons. Gene Ontology annotation, cellular component: SCAR complex. Gene Ontology annotation, biological process: cell migration; neuron projection morphogenesis; cell projection assembly. The record is from RefSeq and is a predicted model, not a curated record.